Messenger RNA from Brassica napus (rape), 614 nucleotides. RefSeq names its product protein NUCLEAR FUSION DEFECTIVE 6, mitochondrial-like. The transcript has 3 exons. NCBI's taxonomy places the organism in Eukaryota, Viridiplantae, Streptophyta, Magnoliopsida, Brassicales, Brassicaceae. The record is from RefSeq and is a predicted model, not a curated record. Gene Ontology annotation, cellular component: mitochondrion. The coding region runs from base 38 to 355 and encodes 105 amino acids.
UGUCAGUCACCGAAGACUUGGAGGAGGAGUUGGAACAAUGGCGGCCAACGGCGUGAGAAGGGCCCUUAAGCUAUCAGGAAAAACACUCUUCGGUCGUUCUUCAGCAGCAUCAUCUUCUGGUCCGAGUGUCGGAAAAUCAGCAGGAUUCUUUUUCGCGAAUGAAUCAUCGUCAUCUACUUCAUCUCGCUCCUCACUUCGCAGGCUCACAUCCUCCAGGGUCCCUGUUGAGCUGAGUGCAGGGGUUUCGCUUUUACCUUUACAUAGCGUUACUGCUUCAGCUUUACUCACUUCGUUGCUGUCUCUUAGCAAUCAAAGCUGGGGUUGCUUGUCUGAAGGAUUUGGAACGACACUAUAACAUGGCCUCCAAGUUUUUGACUCCAGUUUUACAACAAACUUAGUUUCAUCAUCGGUGGUCUGCAGUUUCUUUUCCCCAAAGGUUUUAAGAUAACAUUUCUUCAAAGGGGCUUCUUUGUUCUGUUUACUCUUAUACUAUUGUCAUCUUCAAUUUGAUGAUUUCAUUUCUUCAUCAAUUCUGCCUUGAAAUAAAACUACUCAUUUUUGUUAAAGAGUUUUACUCGAGAAAUAUAUAUUGAAACAGUUCGAUUUUCUUGCAA